CAGAUGGAAGAAGUUGAUGGCUUGCUGCUCGCCAGAAGUCGACGUGGAGCUGCUCUUCAGCAGCUGGUUGCAGGAUGGAGUGGCGGUCCUGAUGUCCAAAGACGAUGUGACGGGUCCCACAGAGGUGGCCGUGGCACCGCCUUUGGUUCACGAGGCUAAGGAGAAGCUGCAGCAGAACAACUUAAACGUUACGGUCGCAGCCGAGGAUGUCGAGCAGAUUUUAGAUGCAACUCGACUACCAACCAUUCGCGACCGGAAGAAGAAAAUCACCGAAGACUUCCUAGAGCUGAGUGAAGUGAGUACAGAGCUGAGUGAAGUGAGUACAGAGCUGAGUGAAGUGAGUACAGAGCUGAGUGAG
Molecule: messenger RNA, 358 nt
Organism: Hyalella azteca
Lineage: Eukaryota; Metazoa; Arthropoda; Malacostraca; Amphipoda; Hyalellidae
Exons: 3
Source: RefSeq, a predicted model, not a curated record